Messenger RNA from Grus americana (Whooping crane), 778 nucleotides. Its product is annotated as stearoyl-CoA desaturase-like. The coding region runs from base 106 to 678 and encodes 190 amino acids. The transcript is spliced from 5 exons. Lineage: Eukaryota; Metazoa; Chordata; Aves; Gruiformes; Gruidae. The record is from RefSeq and is a predicted model, not a curated record.
GCUCGCCGGGCGAGGGGCCGACAAGAGCCAGCCUCCUCCCGCCACCGCCGCCGGGGACCUGCGCGCCCGCGUACCGCCGCCGAGGAGCAGAGACAGGGCGGCCCCAUGCCUGCGCACUUGCUGCAGGAGGAGGAGUUCUCCUCCGCUUCCAGCACCACCGUCGGCACCGUCACCUCCCGGGUGACCAGGAAUGGAGAUGCCGUCACGGAGAAGGACUUCCUCAAUCACGAGGAGCUGGCAGGAGACCGGGGCAUGAUAGACGAUAUCUUUGAUGAGACCUACCGGGAGAAAGAGGGCCCCAAGCCCCCCAUGCGAUACGUCUGGAGGAAUAUCAUCCUCAUGAGCCUGCUGCAUCUAGGGGCCGUAUUCGGGUUGAUGCUGAUACCUUCUGCAAAGAUCCAGACGCUGGCAUGGGCUGACAGCCUGGGUCCUCCAAGCCCAGCCAGAUGUUCUCAGGGCAUUGGGGCAAGGAGGAGGGAAAAGGCUGACUGUCCAUCUGAAGGAGCAGAAGAAAGUACUCACGAAGAUUUACCGCUCCCCGUUGGCCCCAGGAUAGCAUUCAAGCCUGGCUUCAUAAUGCCACUGGAGGAAGGAAGGAGUUCUUUCCAAAUGGAGGACUGCUCACAUGCAGCUCAUAGUAGAGGCUGCCAGUCAGAACAGAACCAGAGCUGGGCAUAAAAAGCAAUCUACAAAAGAAAUUAAGUGUCUUCCCUGCUGAGCUGGGUCUUGACAAGAAGAAACAACUGCUCGUUUCCUCCGACUGCAGCUGGAACCAUAG